AUGCCGAUGCUUGCGCCUCCCCUCAUCGUCUUUGCUACAACUGCAAGCAACCGAGGCCUUGGCCACGUCCAAGCUGAAUGCCCAACUCUCCGCCUUGGCGGUGCCGCAGCCGCCAACCGCUGCUACAACUGCGAUCAGCCCGGGCAUCUUGCUCGCAAUUGUCCCAACCCGCCCAUCAACCGGGGUCCCGUUGCUGGCCGGCCGGGCUUCGCUCCUGGCCGCUUUGCCAAUGGUGGCCGUCCCGCAACCUGCUAUAAGUGCGGUGGCCCCAACCACUUCGCCCGUGAUUGCCAAGCACAGGCGAUGAAGUGCUACGCCUGCGGCAAGUUGGGCCAUAUCUCGCGGGAUUGCACUGCCCCUAACGGUGGUCCCCUCAAUACGCCCAACGGGGAGGGCCAGAACGAGCAAGCCGAUGUGAACGGCAAUGCUCAGCCUGCUCCGCAGCAGACGCCUGUCGCUCCGGUGGCUUAG
This is a messenger RNA of Thermochaetoides thermophila DSM 1495, 471 nucleotides long. RefSeq lists its product as uncharacterized. Lineage: Eukaryota; Fungi; Ascomycota; Sordariomycetes; Sordariales; Chaetomiaceae. The coding region runs from base 1 to 471 and encodes 156 amino acids. Gene Ontology annotation, biological process: positive regulation of cytoplasmic translation. The record is from RefSeq and is a predicted model, not a curated record. Gene Ontology annotation, cellular component: cytoplasm. The transcript has 5 exons. Gene Ontology annotation, molecular function: mRNA binding; zinc ion binding; single-stranded RNA binding.